AUGGCGCAAGGUAAACAGAAGUUCAAAGCGCAGCCCGGUGGAGCCAAGAAACCUCAACAAAACAAAAACAAAGGUCCCAGAAAAGGAGGUACGUACAGUGUGAUAUGGUUGAUGUCUUUUAUUCUUGCGAUUUCUCCUGGGCUUCGUAUAUACACUCAAAGUAUUUGCGACCUGUGGCGGCGGACAUGCUGGCUCAAACACGGUUCAGUGAGGAGACAGUUUCUAUAGAAAAACUGCGUGGAAACUAGAUUAUCAGUAAGUAGUACGCGCGCCCCCUCAAAUGGAACUCAUCAUAGCGCAAGUAUUUGAAUUGCAUCGCAUGCCGUUGCAUAUGCAUAACAAGACAAGACAAAUUCAGAAGUUGUCACAAUGUUUAGGCCUACUUACUGGACCUGCUGUCAACUUGUGAAGGAGAUCUGUAGGGCAGCUUAUAGCUAUUUAUAGGAGAUUUGUAAUAGCAUUAUCAGUCACACAAAAGAUUACACAGUGCCUGCCCAUCUAUUCCCUUAAGAACUAGCUAACCUCUUUGAUACCCUUAUGGGCUGUUCCAAAUGGAAACUUGUCUUAACUUCUACAGCACUUGUUACGAAUCCGUUUGGCUUAAGGGGACAAUCUGCAUUUGCUACAUACAUUAUUUGACUUUUAAAGUAAGGAUAUAGCCAUUGAUUCUUGAAGAAUAUAUCUUAUAAAUGCCUCAUGAUGAGCAUAGUUCAACCCAUCAGAACCAUCCCUCAGCUAUUUACCAAAACAGAGGCGGGGUGUUGGCUUUGUUAUUGUUUGCCCACAGUGUGUUUUUGUAGGGGGUCAAUAAAUAUCUACACUGAGGUGUUAUUGUUGGCUACAAAUCUCACCCUCACCUGUUGCUGUUUCACAGGAAGGACGAUUGCACCAAAGAAGGUUAAAGUAGUACAACAACAGCAGUUGAAGAAGGUAAGACACCAGCUAUAGAACAGCCCAUAAUGUCCGUUACAGAAUAAUGAGAGAGUUUCAAAUCUAUCUGUUCAGGCUGGGGGCUACCACUUGUAUACGAUGAGGAAGUGACCGCUCAUUUCACCUUACUUCCAAGAUCCAGUCCCAUACUGUUUUUGAAUGGGCUUCAAGAUUAUAUAAUUAUAUUCACAAAAACGCAGUCAUUUAAGAUAUAUAUUUAUAUGUAUAUAUGUGUGUUUGUGGAUUAACUUAACCUGAUGCCUUUUAAUAAGGAGGAUUUUCAAUAUGGUUUUUGUUCAUUUGGCGCUUAGUCGUAAAAAAAAAAGUUGAAAUGGAAGUGGUCGCACUUUCCCAUUGUGUUCUCGUCUUAGCCCUCUCCUGGGUUGAGGGUCACUUCUACUUCUUCCACCUGGCUACGUCCCGAUUCUGAAUCUGCACCCUUCUCUCCCAGAGUGUGUACUUGCACACUCCUCGUCAUGGAAGGUGGAAACUCCCCUAUGCUUUUCAAUUGAACUCCAUGAUGGGCAGGGUGUAAGUGCACACUUUGGGAGAAGUGUAGAGAAUCCACUACGGUCUGUGUCUGUGGGACAUAGCGUCUGAGACCUCGUGCACUGGGAUACAGUCAGCACUGUCUGCAGAUAGAAUCGUCUCAGAGAACCAGGACCCUGACACCACACAGAGUUGUACUUCGAUGGACAAAAAACGGAGAUCAAUGCAGAUUUAUUUAGACAUGGAGGGCUUAUCUUUCUUUAUUUUCCUGGAUAGUCACCCAUUGAAAUGUCCUGAGGAAAGGAAUGCUUUUUUUUUUAGGCAAUGGGUGUAAGUAAUAUACAAAUGAAUCUGUGUUCCUACGUCUGAGUGUGGCUGUACCCUGAUCCCAUGUCCCCUGCUGUACCCCCCAGGGCCUGGAGGUGGCCAUCAGGAACAAGAUAGAGGAAGAGGUGACCCACAGAGCCAGUACUAAACUCCACAAGAGGCUGAGUAUUGUGAAGGGGGCGGAGGUGAAACCAACCCCCUCUAAAGGAAACAACCAUCCCAACCACCCUGCACCCAGCACCUCCAAAUAA
Messenger RNA from Coregonus sp. 'balchen', 1997 nucleotides. NCBI's taxonomy places the organism in Eukaryota, Metazoa, Chordata, Actinopteri, Salmoniformes, Salmonidae. The record is from the annotation of a GenBank genome assembly.